GUAGUAUAUUCUGCUGCUUCCGAGACGUACCUACAUACGUGUGUGUGUUAAUAACAUUCGACUGCACAACUACAGUUUUGAUUUUCUCAUCUUAUUCGUCUUUAAUUUUCAACAAUCAAAAUAUAAUGGCAAGGUUCGCGAUCAAAGCCCUCGUCGUCACGGCGCUGGUGUGCCUCGUUUUUGACUGUGCUGUUUGCCAAAAAUUAGAAACAUUUCGAGUUAUGAAACAACAUUUAGAAGAUCUAAUGGCAGGUAAAACAAACGUCAUGCUUGACGAUCAUUCAAACUUUAAGACCAAGAUCCAAAGUCCGAUCAAUGAUUGGAAUAAGGAAGCCACUGACGCUAUCCAACAUGGUACAAAUGUAUUAAUAGACUCGUUUCGGUUGACCGAUGAAGCUAUUCAAAAGUCCACUGAUAGUGUUAAAUCUGACAUCGAAAAUGAUAAGAAAACUAAAAAAGUAACGUGAAUGGUUUGAUUAUUGCAUUGAAUAAAUUCAUGUUUUACUUUUUUUUUUAAUAAAAUAUAAUAUACCUAA
Messenger RNA from Acyrthosiphon pisum (pea aphid), 536 nucleotides. RefSeq lists its product as uncharacterized. Lineage: Eukaryota; Metazoa; Arthropoda; Insecta; Hemiptera; Aphididae. The record is from RefSeq and is marked predicted.